This is a messenger RNA of Astyanax mexicanus (Mexican tetra), 3353 nucleotides long. RefSeq lists its product as uncharacterized. The coding region runs from base 851 to 1945 and encodes 364 amino acids. Lineage: Eukaryota; Metazoa; Chordata; Actinopteri; Characiformes; Acestrorhamphidae. The transcript is spliced from 11 exons. The record is from RefSeq and is a predicted model, not a curated record.
AUCAGGGGUGUCCGCAAAUGACCCACGGGCCGUAGUUUGGACACCCCUGUUCUAAAUCAUGCUAAAUGUAGAUAACAGCUAGUGAGUUUGUUGAAGCUAGCUAUAGUUAUUAUGCCUAGGUAGGUAGGUAAUGCCAGGUAGGUAGGAAGGUUACUGGUUAGUGUUAGCUGGGAGAGCAGCGGCUCACACUUCUGGCGCAAAGACUAAAAUGGAACUGAAACGAGUUUUACAGCUAAAUAAUGGUCGUUAAACUUGGUCAGUAUGGUCAGUAUAAACUAAGAGUGUGUUUUAUUUAAAGUUAAAGCAUUCAUAUUUUAGAGCACUUUUACUUGUAUAUUAUAAUAGAAUUAUUUACAUAUUUACACAUAAGAGCAUCUACAUCUACACUCUGACCCCUGACCUGCCAAACUGGGACACGCAAAAAAAUAUGUAUUUUAUGAAUGUAGAAACAAAAACAGUCAGUUCAGGUCAUGUUUAUCAGUAUAUCAGACCUAAAACAGGUUCAGUUAAUCACCCCAACAUCAGCGUUCAGGGCUGGUUUACCUGUAAACACACGUCUCUGAAAGCUCCUCCUGCUUUACAGAAACCCAAUAUGAGUCCAGAAAUUCAACAUUCCACUAAUGCACUUCAAAACAGAAAGAGUCCUGAACAAUAACCACCUCCACCUCCUCCAUCUUAGGUAACACUCACCUAAAAUAUGGAGGAACAAACACAGCCACGGAGAUUAACACACUUGGGAUCAUCAUAAAAACACACCGAAUCAAACAGACACACGAACACAGAUUUUGACCCUUCUAUAUGGUGAUGACAUCCAGGAUUGAGUUCCACUGACUACAAAAACAAAAUAAGAAUGACGGACAGACCGAAGUCCCCCAGCUGUUUGUCCAUGGCAAGUGGCUUGUCAGCAGAUCAACCUAUUAACUUUAAAGAAGUGGACAAUAUUAGUUUAAGGUCUGAGAUGAGUAACCACUCCAAAGACCAACCCCUGCACUUUAAAGAAAUGGACCCCCUGUACCAUAUAAGCAAACAGAAGGACAGGCCAGAGUCUCCCAGCUGUAGGUCUGAAGCAAGUAACUAUUCCAUGGAUCAACCUACUAACUUUAAGAUAAUAGAACCCCUGGAACAUGAAAGCAAAAAGAAGGACAGGCCAGAGUCUCCCAGCUGUAGGUCUGAAGCCAGUAACUAUUCCAUGGAUCAACCUACUAACUUUAAGAUAAUAGAACCCCUGGAACAUGAAAGCAAAAAGAAGGACAGGUCAGAGUCUCCCAGCUCUAGGUCUGAAAUUAGUAACUGUUCAAAAGAUCAACCUACUAAUUUCAAGAACAUGGACCCCCUGGAACAUAAAAGUAAAAAGUUGGACAGGUCAGAGUCUCCCAGCUGUAGGUCUGAGAUAAGUAACUGUUCGAAAGAUCAACCUGCAAAUUUCAAGGAAACGAAACCCCUGGAACAUAAAAGCAAAAAGGGACGCAGAACAGGAUCUCCCAGUCGUCGGUCUACAAGGAGCACCCCGUCCAUACAGCGACCUAAUCAUUUUAAAGAAUCCUUGCAGUCCUUGGAUUCUCUGAGUCAGACGUCUGGGAGAGCAUCCUCAGCCGAUUUCAGUUAUAUCUCAAUGGUUACUGAUACCACAUCUGAGGGAACUCAAGAACCUAGGCAGAACCCUCAUUCUGCUGUUCCUACAAAUGUGGUGUGUGAUCUGUGUACAGAAAAAACAAAGCGUAAAGCAUGCAAGUCCUGUAUGACCUGCCUUGCCUCUUUUUGUGAGAUACAUGUUAAAGACCACUACACAAUAGAGGCAAUGAGACGACACACUCUGGUGGAGGUUACCAAAAACCUUGUAAUUCUUCAGGAUAACGUUCGCCUGACAAAAACUAUCAACAAGGAGCGCGCAAAAAAAUCUGGCUCUGAAGAUGGAGAUUGCUGUGUUGCAGCAGAAGAUCACUAAGUUAAAGCUCCCUGAUUUUAUCUGCAAAGGAAAGACCCUCAAAGCAGCUAACGUGGUUCUGGAUCCUGAUACAGCUCACUGCGCUCUUCUGAUUUCUCAUGAUGGCAAACAUGUGCAACUUGGUAACAAGACCAAUGUCCACCAGAGCGCCCAGAGAUUUGACAAAUCUAAAUGUGUUCUGGCCAGAGAAGGCUUCAGCUCGGGGAGGCACUACUGGCAGGUGGAAGUUCAUCGAGAUUUCACUAUUGGGGUCACUUGUCAGUCUUCUGAGAGAAAAGGGGAGAUCAACUUCUGUCCCAAAGAGGGAUACUGGUGUCUAUACCACUUUAGACAAUCCUUCACAGCCCUGGAGGAUUCCAGCAUUCACCUGCAAGCUGACACUCUACCCCGGGUGCUGGGGGUGUGUAUUGAUGUGGAUGAGAAGUGGGUCACAUUUUACAACACUGAGACUAAAGCUCAUAUUUACACUUUUAAAGACAUGGUGUUUAAAGAUGGAGAGAAGAUCUAUCCUGUGUUUAACAUAACAGAGAAAACAGUCAACCUUGUGAUUAGAAGUGUGAAAGAAGACUGAAGAGACCUUUACAGCUUAAAUUAUCUCUUAACAGUGAUUACUGCACUGUGAUCAGGGUCUAUAAAUCUGUUGUUGUCUUUGAGAAUAAAUGUGGUAGUUUUUGGAACUUAUCUAUAUUGGACGUAUAGGGGGUUUGAGUAACUGUACUAAAAAGUAUAGUUGUAAAACUGUAUUAAAAAGUGUAUUUUUAUACUUUAUGUAUAUAUUUGUAUAUAAAUUUUAAAAAGUACCAAUAACUGUAUUUUCACUAUAACACAGGAUUUUACUUUUUGCUUUAUACUAUUAUAUGCUUGCUAUAGGAGUUUAUUUUUUAUAGCACUUAUUAUAUCACAAUAUAGUAUUGCCACAAUGGGAAUUAUGGCAUCACAAUGGCUACUGUUAUAUCACAACAGCCAAUAUGAAUUCACAAUGUGUUAUCGCAGUGGCCAUUAUGAGAUCAUUGACAUCACAAUGGACAUUAAGAUAUCACCUGAAAACAUUUUGCUUCAAUCAAUAACUAAAACAGGAUGUUAAAAGUGUAAAUAUUACCCCAUCUUGCUGCAGAUUUAUUUACACUGAAUAUUUUCUUUAAAACGUUAAUGUAUAAUACUUCAUCUUUAAAUCAAGUACAUUGUGUCAGUUUUUUUCCUGUAGAUUCUAUUUUAUUUCUCAGUGGUUAUGCACCACUAGAUCUAUGAAACUCAACAAAAAAAAAACCUUUAAUCAGUCUCGACUAUUUUUGUAUAUGUUCACAACAGAGAAAUCUGUUUACAAUUGUGUGUGGACCCAAAUACUCUGUGUAUACCAUAUGUUUCACACUUUAUGGCGCACCGGAUUAUAAAGCUCACUAUCAAUGAU